GCUUCCUACUCCUGUUUCAGAGACACCACUGGAUACAGAGCAGCGAGCACUAAAGGCUUCCCUCUUUCCUUAAACCUGUCGGGUUGUGGGCUCUCUCUUUCCCCCUCUCGCUCUUUUCCUUUCUUUUUUUCCUUUUUUUUUUUUUUAAACCUCCCAAGGCAAGUUCAUGGAUACUAAGCUGAUAUGUUUGUUGUUCUUUUUCUCCCUGCCUCCACUCCUAGUGAGUAACCACACUGGCCGUAUCAAGGUGGUCUUUACUCCGAGCAUCUGUAAAGUGACCUGCACCAAGGGCAGCUGUCAGAACAGCUGUGAGAAGGGGAACACCACCACUCUCAUUAGUGAGAAUGGUCAUGCUGCCGACACCCUGACGGCCACGAACUUCCGAGUGGUAAUUUGCCAUCUUCCGUGUAUGAACGGCGGCCAGUGCAGUUCAAGGGACAAAUGCCAGUGCCCUCCAAAUUUCACAGGGAAGCUUUGUCAGAUCCCGGUCCAUGGUGCCAGUGUGCCUAAACUUUAUCAGCAUUCCCAGCAGUCAGGCAAGGCCUUGGGAACGCAUGUAGUCCACUCGACACAUACCUUGCCUCUGACCAUGACUAGCCAGCAAGGAGUCAAAGUGAACUUUCCUCCCAACAUAGUCAAUAUCCACGUGAAGCAUCCUCCUGAGGCUUCAGUCCAGAUACAUCAGGUUUCAAGAAUUGAUGGCCCAACAGGCCAGAAGGUAAAAGAAGCUCAACCAAGCCAAACCCAAGUCUCAUACCAAGGGCUUCCUGUCCAGAAGACCCAGACAGUACAUUCCACAUACUCCCAUCAGCAAGUCAUUCCUCAUGUCUAUCCUGUGGCUGCUAAGACGCAGCUUGGCCGUUGCUUCCAGGAAACCAUUGGGUCACAGUGUGGCAAAGCGCUCCCUGGCCUUUCAAAGCAGGAGGACUGCUGUGGAACCGUGGGUACCUCCUGGGGCUUUAACAAAUGCCUGAAGUGCCCCAAGAAGCCGUCUUAUCAUGGCUAUAACCAAAUGAUGGAAUGUCUACAAGGUUAUAAGCGGGUUAACAACACCUUUUGUCAAGAUAUUAAUGAAUGCCAGCUACAGGGUGUGUGCCCUAAUGGUGAGUGUUUGAAUACCAUGGGCAGCUAUAGAUGUACCUGCAAAAUGGGAUUUGGGCCAGAUCCUACCUUUUCAAGUUGUGUUCCGGAUACCCCUGUGGUCUCUGAAGAGAAAGGGCCCUGUUACCGACUUGUCAGUUCCGGAAGGCAGUGUAUGCACCCUCUGUCUGUUCACCUCACCAAGCAGCUCUGCUGUUGUAGUGUGGGCAAGGCCUGGGGCCCACACUGUGAGAAAUGUCCCCUUCCAGGCACAGCCAAGGAAGAGCCAGUGGAGGCCCUGACCAUCUCCCGGGAACACGGGCCAGGAGUGGCGGAGCCAGAAGUGGCAACUGUACCCCCUGAGAAGGAAAUACCUUCACUGGAUCUAGAGAAAACCAGACUUGAGCCUAGUCAGCCCCAGCUCUCUCCAGGCAUUUCCACUAUUCAUCUGCAUCCACAGUUUCCAGUAGUGAUUGAAAAAACAUCACCUCCUGUGCCUGUGGAAGUAGCUCCUGAAGCUUCUACAUCAAGUGCCAGCCAAGUGAUUGCACCUACUCAAGUAACAGAAAUAAAUGAAUGUACUGUGAACCCUGAUAUCUGUGGAGCAGGACACUGCAUUAACCUGCCUGUGAGGUAUACCUGUAUAUGCUACGAAGGCUACAAGUUCAGUGAGCAACAGAGGAAAUGUGUUGAUAUUGAUGAAUGCACUCAGGCCCAAAACCUCUGCUCCCAGGGACGCUGUGAAAACACCGAGGGAAGUUUCUUGUGUAUUUGCCCGGCAGGAUUUAUGGCCAGUGAGGAGGGUACUAACUGCAUAGAUGUUGACGAGUGCCUGAGGCCAGAUGUAUGCGGGGAAGGGCACUGUGUCAAUACCGUGGGGGCCUUCCGGUGCGAAUACUGCGAUAGCGGCUACCGCAUGACCCCGGGAGGCCAAUGCGAGGAUAUUGAUGAAUGUUUGACUCCAAGUACCUGUCCAGAUGAGCAAUGCGUAAAUUCUCCUGGAUCUUACCAGUGUGUUCCCUGCACAGAGGGGUUCCGAGGCUGGAAUGGGCAGUGUCUUGAUGUGGAUGAAUGCCUGGAACCAAAGGUCUGCACAAAUGGUACUUGCUCCAACCUUGAAGGCUCCUACAUGUGUUCGUGCCACAAGGGCUAUGCCCCGACUCCAGACCACAAGCACUGUAAAGAUAUUGAUGAAUGUCAGCAAGGGAAUCUGUGCAUAAACGGGCAGUGCAAAAACACCGAGGGCUCCUUCAGGUGCACCUGUGGGCAGGGGUACCAGCUGUCAACAGCGAAAGACCAGUGUGAAGAUAUCGAUGAAUGCCAGCACCAGCAUCUCUGCUCUAAUGGGCAGUGCAGGAACACUGAGGGCUCCUUCCGCUGUGUUUGUGACCAGGGUUACAGAGCAUCCGCCCUUGGGGACCAUUGUGAAGAUAUCAACGAAUGCUUGGAGGACAAUAGUGUUUGCCAGGGAGGCGACUGCAUUAAUACUGAAGGGUCCUAUGAUUGUACUUGUCCAGAUGGAUUCCAGCUAAAUGACAACAAAGGAUGUCAAGAUAUUAAUGAAUGUGAACAGCCGGGACUCUGUGGUCCUCAUGGAGAGUGUCUCAACACAGACGGUUCUUUUCACUGUGUCUGUGAGCAGGGUUUCUCAAUCUCUGCAGAUGGCCGUACAUGUGAAGAUAUUGAUGAAUGUGUAAACAACACUAUUUGUGACAGUCACGGGUUUUGUGACAAUACGGCUGGCUCCUUCCGCUGCCUCUGUUAUCAGGGCUUUCAGGCCCCACAGGAUGGGCAAGGGUGUGUGGAUGUGAACGAAUGUGAACUGCUCAGUGGUGUGUGUGGUGAAGCCUUCUGUGAAAACGUAGAAGGGUCCUUCCUGUGUGUGUGCGCUGAUGAAAACCAGGAGUACAGCCCCAUGACUGGGCAGUGCCGCUCUCGGGCCUCCACAGACUUAGAUGUAGAUCAACCCAGAGAAGAAAAGAAAGAAUGCUACUAUAAUCUAAACGACGCCAGUCUCUGUGAUAAUGUGCUGGCCCCCAAUGUCACCAAACAAGAAUGCUGCUGUACCUCUGGUGCUGGGUGGGGAGAUAACUGCGAGAUCUUCCCCUGCCCGGUCUUGGGAACUGCUGAAUUCACUGAAAUGUGCCCUAGAGGGAAAGGUUUUGUGCCUGCUGGAGAAUCCUCUUAUGACACUGAUGGCGAGAACUAUAAAGAUGCAGAUGAAUGCCAACUCUUUGGACAAGAAAUCUGCAAAAAUGGCUUUUGUUUGAACACUCAGCCCGGUUAUGAAUGCUACUGUAAGCAAGGGACGUACUAUGAUCCCGUCAAAUUGCAGUGCUUUGAUAUGGAUGAAUGUCAAGACCCCAACAGUUGUAUUGAUGGCCAGUGUGUUAAUACAGAAGGGUCUUAUAACUGCUUCUGUACUCAUCCAAUGGUCCUGGAUGCUUCAGAAAAGAAAUGUAUACGACCAACUGAAUCACAUGAACAAAUUGAAGAAACUGAUGUCUACCAAGAUCUGUGCUGGGAACAUCUGAGUGAUGAGUAUGUGUGUAGCCGGCCCCUUGUUGGCAAGCAGACGACUUACACUGAGUGCUGCUGUUUGUAUGGAGAGGCCUGGGGUAUGCAGUGUGCUCUCUGCCCUAUGAAAGAUUCAGAUGACUAUGCCCAGCUGUGUAACAUCCCCGUCUCGGGACGCCGGCAGCCAUAUGGACGGGAUGCUUUGGUCGACUUCAGUGAGCAGUAUGCUCCAGAAGCUGAUCCCUACUUCAUUCAGGACCGGUUUUUAAAUAGCUUUGAGGAGCUGCAGGCUGAAGAAUGCGGCAUCCUCAACGGAUGUGAAAAUGGCCGCUGUGUGAGGGUGCAGGAAGGUUACACCUGCGAUUGCUUUGAUGGGUACCACUUGGAUAUGGCCAAGAUGACCUGUGUCGAUGUCAACGAAUGUGACGAGUUGAACAACCGGAUGUCUCUCUGCAAGAACGCCAAGUGUAUCAACACUGAAGGUUCCUACAAGUGUUUGUGUCUGCCAGGCUAUGUCCCUUCUGACAAGCCCAACUACUGCACUCCGUUGAAUACCGCCUUGAAUUUAGAAAAAGACAGUGACCUGGAGUAAAAGAGAAUCUACAUAAUCGAAGCCCAUAUACCCUGCACUGUGUAAAGGAAAAGAGAGAAAUGUAUUAUACUUGAGAUAUUGCACCUAAACCUGGAAUGUUGGCAGUAUGGAAACAUCAUGGCAUUGCAUGUCCUCAGAAGAGAAUGAGAGGAUUCAGUGUGAGCCUGACUGGUGUGACAGACCAAAUGGACAUUUCUCUGAAAAACCAGUAUAUAUAGUCUGUUCAUAUGUAAAAUUCAGUGGAAAAGAGGCGGAACAGUGCUAUUAUUUUAAACAGAAGGUUGUAUUAUUAUGUCGUUUUGUUUUUUACUAUUGCUUGAUUAAUUUUGGCAUUUAAAUAGUGGUGGAAAUAUUUUAUAUAAUUUUCAUUUUUUUGUUGUGCAGUUCCUUGGCUACUGUUUUUCUUCAGAUUUUUUUUUUUUUUAAAUCUCAAGUGCAAAAGUCUUUGAUGAAAUAUUGUUAAACUGUAUUAUAAGUGUUGUUACACAGGGUUAUGCUAUUCCUGGUCUGGAGCAUUUUUAAAAUCCAAAUUGUCUGUCCUGUGGAGCAGGCAGUGAUUUUUGUUUCAAAACUUUUAUACACAUUUGGAGAAAAGUACUUUAUAUUUACGGUGUAUUGUCUGAUUUUAAUGUCCAUUCUUAGCCAAGCUGCUAUUAGGUGUCAAUUGGAUCCCUUUCCUACAUUAAAAUGGAAGAACUAAUGAGCUUACAUUAGUAUUGUAAUGUGUAAAGUAAACCCAGCAAAAUUUUUUGAAAACUUGAUGAUCCCAAUAUAUUUACCAUUGUAUGUUAAAGCAAAAUAAAUCACCAUUUUUUU
Molecule: messenger RNA, 5005 nt
Organism: Ceratotherium simum simum (southern white rhinoceros)
Lineage: Eukaryota; Metazoa; Chordata; Mammalia; Perissodactyla; Rhinocerotidae
Gene: LTBP1
Product: latent transforming growth factor beta binding protein 1
Molecular function (GO): calcium ion binding
Source: RefSeq, a predicted model, not a curated record